AUGAUAGAAUUCAACGAGAAGAAAUUUUAUAGAUAUAUGGAGAAUAUUGAGGACAGACAUGAUGUAGUUCACUCUCUCAAAUCACUGAAACGUAUGAGAAUCCCAAAGGCACUAAUAGGACGAAGUGUGGAACGAGUGGAGGAUCUGUUAAGAGAAGAAUCAUAUUGGAGAAUGGCUCGAAAAGUGAUUCGAAAAGUGGAAAGAGAUGAAAAGUAUGCAGAUUUUGGAGAGUUGGCGCCGAUUCUGAAGGACUCGAAAGAGAUGAGAACGAUGUGGAGAGAAGCAAGAAUCGAGAGGAUGGAUGAUGCUCAAAGGAUCAAAAAGUUUGAGCAACAAGAAGAGGUGGAAAUCAGUCUUCCAUCACCGACAAAUCAUGAAAUGACUGACAUCGAAGAAGACACAUCGAAGAAUAAGAAGAAAUGGAAAAGCAACAAUGAUGCAGAAAGGUGGAGGAAGUACAGGAACAGGUGUAAAAAGGUUCAGAGGCAGAUGAGAAGAAAAAGGAGGAGAAAGGAACAUUACUCAAAAGCAUAA
This is a messenger RNA of Caenorhabditis briggsae, 534 nucleotides long. The coding region runs from base 1 to 534 and encodes 177 amino acids. NCBI's taxonomy places the organism in Eukaryota, Metazoa, Nematoda, Chromadorea, Rhabditida, Rhabditidae. The record is from RefSeq and is a predicted model, not a curated record. The transcript has 3 exons.